GAAAAUGCCUAUCUAUGCUUUAUGAGUUGUGCAUAAAGGCGUCUCUAAUUUUUCUAUUUUAUUGAUAAAUAAGUAUAUUUUGAAAAAAGAAAUGUGCAAUUUAUGUACCUGUUCUGAUAAUGUUCGAAUGAAACAAUCACAUUUUAUGAAAAGAAUUUUCAUUUUUUGUUUAUAAAUACAUAUUGCACAUCUUGACAUCAAUGGCCGAACAGAGUGUUAAUUUCGAGGAAAACAAUUUGAUUUCUUUCCUUAAUACUGACCAAAAUGUCGAAGAUACCAUGAUGAAUCCUGUAACUGACAUGGAUCUCAAUUCGGAAACGAGCAAUAAUAUGAGUGAAAUGAUGACUGAAGAACAAACUAUAGAGGAACAAUCAGAUAACAUACUUUCAGCAGAGAGUGAUCACGACCAAUCGAAUAAAGAAUCAAUUGAAACAAGCAGUAUUUCUGUUAAUGAACCCGGUCCAGAAGUUGAGAGUCCCACAACUGGAGAAGUAUUUACUUUUAAGUGUGUGUUUUGUGAACAAAUAUUAACCUUUUCCGAUGGCCCAAAGUUAUUGGAAUGCCUCCAUAAUUCUUGCUCCAAUUGCAUCAGUAGCAAAUUAUAUGAUCAAAGCAUAGGAGUCUCUGCUAGAGGCGCAAUUGAAUGCACCCUUUGUAAUCUUCCAUCUGGACAAGAUAAAAUUAUUGAAAAUCAAUUUCUAUUAGAAGCUUCCAAUACAGAUGAAACUUCAAAUUCAAGUGCAUCUAAAACAGCUGAUUUGAAAUGUAGUAGUUGUUCUGAAGAUAUAAUAGCAACUUGUUGGUGUGUGGAUUGUGCCGAGUUUAUUUGUGAUAGUUGUGUUCAAGCUCACCAGAGGUUGAAAAUAACUAAAGAUCACACAAUAAAACCUAAAGAUGAGGGAAUUAUGGAGAUCAAUAACGCAUCUAAUGGAAUAGGAGUUAAUCUUUUCUGUGAGAUACAUCCUCAUGAAAAACUAUCACUAUUUUGCGAAAAUUGUGAUAAAUUGACGUGUCGGGAUUGCCAGUUGAUCGAGCACAGAGAACACAAAUACAAGUUCACUAAUGAAAUCGCUUCUGAGGCUAGGAAAUAUAUCUCAGAUAUGUUAAAAGAUGUUGGUUAUAAGAGAGUACUGCUGUCAAGUGCAAUGAAAGUGAUUGACGAUAGACAAACAUUAAUAACGGAGAAAAAACAAGCUUUAGUGAAGGAAAUAACGCAAUUGGUAGUGAAGCUUACGAACACUAUCAAUGUUAGAGGUAAACAAUUAGUUGCGAAACUGAGUGACGUCUGUGAAGCGAAACAAAAAACCUUGAAUGAAAAAAAACAAGCUUUGGAACAAUUAUCGAAAAUGACAGAUUAUUGUAUCAUGUUCACCCAGCAUGCUUUGGAAAAGGGGAGUGAUUUAGCGUUGUUGUAUAGUAAAAAACAAGUGACUGAACAUUUGAAGAGAAUAAAGUGUAGGAGGGCUGACAUCCCGAACCCUGAAAUUCCUGUACGCAUCCAUUUAGCUCUCGACAAGGUACCAGAAUUAGUCAAAGUUAUGUCAACGAUAGGACAGAUAGUUGUCGAUGGCAGAAUAUACCCCCCACCAGAACAACAAGCACCCCAUCAGCAACAAAACCAAAUGAACAUAAUCGCCCCCAUGGGAUCCCAAAGUCCGGGGCAUAACAGACCACCUCAACAGCCAUCUCCAAUCGGACAAAUCGUCCAACAGAAUUCUCAUGGCAACUUUCAAGCUGCCAAGCCGCCGCCUUACAGAGCCCCAUUCAAUAAUAAUCAACAAUUUCAGCAUCAAAACAUUUCACCGAAUCUAGCUCAACAGAAUCCGACCAUUCAACAAGCAUUAUCUCCGAACCUGCAACAUAACAAUCCGAAUAAUAUGGGAAUGCAUAGAAUACAAAAUAUGGGUCCACCGGCUAUGGUUCCUAUGUCGUCGCAAGGUAUUCUCGCUCAGCAGUUAAACAAUAUCGGUAUGAUGAGCAGGAUGCAGAGGCCGCAAAUGCAGAGACCUUUAUUGACUAGAGGACCGAACAACUCUUUGGGAUUGACACAUCAACAACAAGUUUCCUCUUCUACUCAUCCACAGGCUUUGUUACACGAUCGAAGUGCUCUGAGGGGACUCCUGCAACACAAUUCCAAUCCAGUCUAUGUACAGACCGGUCCUUCUCAAUACCAGGCAAUACAACCAGGUCCUCAUUUGGCUCAAUUCCACGCUAGAUUUUCCGGGCAAGGUCAACAACAAAAUCAGGCCACGGCACAAGUGCAGGUGUACAGACAGCAAAAUCCUAAUAAUAUUAUAAUACCAGCUAAUAAUCAGAAUAGGCAUUAUCAGCAUCUGCAACAGGCUCAGCCACAAAUGCAAAGAAUGAAUUUCCCGGCACAAGGUGCGAAAUGGCACAUACCUCAACAGAGCAUCAACGAAUCAGGUCCUAGUGGUAACAGGAACAUGUCUCUACCUGCAAUCAAUGACAAUUUCAAAAUCACCCUAAAACAACAAAACCAUACCGAUAAUAAUAAGAAUCCUGCAGCUACGGUCACCUCGACGAUUCCUAAAACUCCCAGUCCCAAUCAUAUUCAAGGAAGAAGCGACACUGAACGGAACCUGGAUAAAUGUUGUGAGGAUUCAGUGAACGAUUUGAUGGCGACAAUUGCGAAAUUAGACUCCAAUGGUGUUCAAGUAUUGGCCGAAGGCAGACAAAAAUCUGGGGGAUCGCCGCAUGUCGAUAGUUCCACAGGUGAUGCUGCCCCGAUGUGCAAAGUGAAGCCGGAAUGUCUCGAUACGGGCAAGGAUGAUCCAAAUGAAGAUUGGUGUGCUGUUUGUAUGGAUGGGGGUGAACUCGUUUGUUGCGAUAAAUGUCCCAAAGUUUUUCAUCAGUACUGUCAUAUCCCGAAUUUAAGCGUGGAGGAGACGGGUGAUACCUGGCAGUGCCUGUUGUGUAUGAACUUUGCUGAUAUUCCAGAAACGGAGAAAAGAGACGGGGAAUUGUCUCUUAAAGAGAGGAAAAAAGCCGAAAGACUAGUUUUGGAAUUAUAUUGUCAAUAUGAUCCUAGUUUACCUUUUAGAGAAGUUAUUGGUCCAGAUAAUAUUGAUUAUCAUGCUAUCAUAAAAAGUCCUAUGGCGUUAGAUAAUAUUAGACAGAAGCUAAAAUGGGACUUGGACGAACGAUAUCGAUCUUUGGAAGAUUUGGUUCGUGAUGUUAGGCUCAUGUUUAGAAAUGCCUACAAUUAUAACUCUGUUGAUUCACUUGUUUAUCAAGACGCUAAAACUCUAGAAAAAUUCUUUGAUGAACAGUUGGAAAAAUUCCUACCAGAAUACGCUUAUGAAACUUUCGAAGAGGAGAAUGGAGCUCCCCCUUUAAAGAAAUUAAGGAAAACCGUGAAUGAUUGACAAAUAGUUCAUGGUGUAAAUGAUAUAACUUAUUUUUCGUUAUAGUUGAAAAAUGAUUUGUCUGAAUUGAUCAGAAUGGUUAUUGAGGGUUUGUAAAGAUUAUAUACAUUAUAUAUAUAUAAAUAUGAUUGUUAGAGAUGAAUACCUUAGGCAUAUGGAAUCCUUGAAAUGUUAGUUAUUAAAAUUUAAUAAUUCGACGAAUAUUAAAUUAUUUUCAUUAUACCCAAUAUGAAAGAUUCGAUCAGACAUAAUAUUGUAGCUAUGAAAAAUUUAUGAGAUUCUGCUUCUCCUUUUAUUAGGUGAAAUCUUCAAUUGUUUUAUUAUUUUAAAUAAUUAUUUUAUUACUAUUGCUUAUUAUAUAUAUUCUGAUUAAAAGUU
Harmonia axyridis is the source of this 3764-nucleotide messenger RNA. RefSeq names its product transcription intermediary factor 1-alpha-like. The transcript has 12 exons. Gene Ontology annotation, molecular function: protein binding; ubiquitin-protein transferase activity; zinc ion binding. The record is from RefSeq and is a predicted model, not a curated record. Gene Ontology annotation, cellular component: chromatin; nucleoplasm. The coding region runs from base 201 to 3386 and encodes 1061 amino acids. Gene Ontology annotation, biological process: positive regulation of DNA-templated transcription. Lineage: Eukaryota; Metazoa; Arthropoda; Insecta; Coleoptera; Coccinellidae.